Molecule: messenger RNA, 4545 nt
Organism: Strigops habroptila (Kakapo)
Lineage: Eukaryota; Metazoa; Chordata; Aves; Psittaciformes; Psittacidae
Gene: NOP14
Product: NOP14 nucleolar protein
Exons: 18
Coding region: 349-2958 (869 amino acids)
Biological process (GO): maturation of SSU-rRNA
Cellular component (GO): nucleolus; Noc4p-Nop14p complex; small-subunit processome
Source: RefSeq, a predicted model, not a curated record
AAGAGCGCCAAAUCUCGCGAUGGUUGGAUGAAUCUCGCGAGAGCUGUGGUGCUGCCGGUGAGCGUGUGGUGCUGUGGGGGUACGCCGGUGUGAGGGGACCGCUGCCCGCGAUCCGCUCCCUCCUCCCCGCGCCUCCGCCGGCUCUUAUGGGGUUUUAGGGGAGCUCUCGUACGUCUCAGCACCGUGUCGGAGGGCAGUAGCCGAGCCCAGAGGUAUUUGGGGGGGUUUUGGGCCCCCUCCCGGCGCCAUUUUGUUGGCCCUGUUUGCACCUCCCGCUCUGGCCCCGCACGGUGGGUGAGUACCGAGCCUGUCCUUCCCCACACGCAUCCGCAGGCAGCCAGACCGAAAAUGGGGAAGGCAUCUAAGCGGAAGCGAAAGGUCUCGGCGCCAUCCACAGCCAAGGGCCCUGUGAAGUCAGCUAUGGCCGUGGUCAAGAGUAACCCCUUUGAGGUGAAAGUCAACAGGCAGAAGUUUAACAUCUUGGGGAGAAAGACGAAGAAUGAUGUGGGGCUGCCUGGUGUCUCACGGUCCAAGGCCAUCAAGAAGCGUACCCAAACAUUACUGAAAGAAUAUAAAGAAAGGGAAAAGACAAAUGUGUUUCAAGAUAAACGUUUUGGUGAAUAUAACACCAAAAUAAGUCCAGAGGAGAAGAUGAUCAGACGGUUCACUUUGGAAAGACAGCAAAAUUACGGAAAGAAGAGUAUCUAUAAUCUUAAUGAAGAUGAGGAACUGACUCAUUAUGGCCAGUCUUUGGCAGAAAUUGAAAAACUAAAUGAUAUUGUUGAUAGUGACAGUGACACAGAAGAAAGAGGAACACUGUCAGCUGAGUUAACUGCUGCUCACUUUGGAGGGGGUGGAGGCCUCCUUCGUAAAAAGGCACCAAGUGGGCAGCAAGAUAAAGAGGAGGAGAAACCUAAAUCUAGGAAGGAACUCAUAGAAGAGAUGAUAGCCAAGUCUAAACAAGAAAAGCAAGAGAGACAAACUCGGAGAGAAAGUGCAUUAGAACUCACAGAAAAGCUUGACAAAGACUGGAAGGAAAUCCAAACUCUUAUUGCUCGUAAAACUCCAAAGUCAGAGAGAAAGGACAAAGAAGUAGAAAAACCCAAGCCUGAUGAAUACGAUAUGAUUGUUCGAGAACUUGGAUUCGAGAUGAAAGCAAAACCUUCAGAAAGGAUGAAGACAGAAGAAGAAUUGGCAAAGGAGGAGCAGGCACGACUCCAGAAGCUGGAGGCAGAUCGACUACGUCGAAUGCGUGGAAUAGACGAACAGGAGAAUAAAAAGAAACCCAGCCACGUGUCAGCUGAUGAUCUGGCUGAUGGCUUUAUUCUGGAUAAAGAUGACAGACAUUUAUUGUCUUACAAGGAUGGAAAAAUUAAUAUUGAAAAUGAGGAGGAGGAGGAGGAAAAACAAGAGGAGGAAGAAGAGGAAGAUGAGAAGGAAGACAAUGAGAAUGAAGAAGAAAGUGAGGAAGAAUCUAACGAAGAUGAGGAGGAUGUUGCUGCGGAUAGCCACUCUGAUCUUGAAUCUGACCUUGAGAGUGAAGAAGAAGCUGCAGGGAAUACAGAACAGAAGAAACACAAGACAAAUGAAAACGAAUCACAGAAUGUGGAGGAACUAGAUCCAAAAAUGAAAGCUGCUGAAUCAGAGCUUCCCUAUACAUUUGCCGUUCCUGAGUCCUAUGAGACAUUUAAGUCCUUAUUGGCUGGAAGAACAGUAGAACAACAGCUUACAAUACUGGAGAGAAUUCAGAAAUGCAAUCAUCCAAGCCUUGCAGUGGGAAACAAAGCAAAGUUGGAAAAAUUGUUUGGCUUCCUUUUGGAGUAUGUUGGGGAGUUAGCAACUCUGGAUUUGCCAGAGCUCAGAACCAUUGACAAACUGGUCCUGCCAUUGUACAAUCUUUGCCAGAUGUUUCCUGAGGCAGCCAGUGACAGUAUUAAGUUUAUCCUUCGAGAUGCUGCACAUGAUAUGGAAGAAGUAAUUGAAGUCAAAGGCCGUGCAACAUUUCCAGGCUUGGACACGCUUAUUUAUUUGAAAAUUACAUCUCUGCUGUUUCCAACUUCUGACUUCUGGCAUUCAGUUGUAACACCUGCUUUUGUGUACAUGAGUCAGCUACUUACUAAGUGUCGCAUCACAACAUUGCAAGAUGUUAUUAAAGGGCUAUUUAUAUGCUGUUUGUUCCUGGAAUAUGUUUCUCUCUCCAGAAGAUUUGUACCAGAACUCAUCAAUUUUCUUCUUGGAGUACUUCACAUAUCUCUGCCCAGAAAACAGGCCCAGGGCUAUGCUGUUGUGCAUCCUUUUACACCAGUGGGGAAAAAUUCAGAACUGCUUUUGGUGUGUGAUAAGAAGGAUCUGGAAAGUUGGCAGAAGCAAAAGCUGCCAUUGAGUGUUGUGAAUAGAUUAAAGGAAACCAGCAGAACAGAAAUGAAUCAUAUCAGGUUGUCAUGUCUAGCCCUGUGUUUUGACCUUAUUAAAAAAUGUGCAGCUCUGUACGAAUCUUUACCAUCAUUCCAUGAAAUAAUGAAUCCUGUGAGAAUUCUCCUUACACAGCAUGUGCCAGCGAAUGAAUAUCCUGAAAAAAUGCAGGAAUGGUACCACAGUGCUCUGAAAGAGCUGGAGAGCAAAGUAAAACGCUACACCCCACUGAUAUGUGAGAAGAGGAAGCCAGUGCCAUUGAAGCAGUAUACACCUAAAAUUAUGAAAGUUUUGGAGUUUGGAAGAAAGCAGGCAGGCAGCAAACAGGAGCAAGAAAGAAAGCAGUUAAUUCACAGGCAUAAACGUGAACUGAAAGGAGCCAUUCGGGAGAUUCGGAAAGAUAACCAGUUUCUGGCUAGAAUGCAGCUCUCGGAAAUCACGGAGAGAGAUGCAGCCAGAAAAAGAAAAGUGAAAGAACUUCUCGGUAGCCUUGCUACACAGGAAGGUGAAUGGAAAGCAUUGAAAAGGAAAAAAGGGAAGAAUUAAUUGGGACUACAGCAGGAAACUCGUUUUACUGCCCAUAUAAAAUAGCCCAGUCCUGGGGCUUUUGAACAGAUUUUAAUUGCAUUCUUUGAAUGCAUUCCUUUUGAGGAGACAACAUCAUUGGAUCUGUCUGAAAAAGUGAACCUGCGUGUUGGAAAAAUCCACAGGUUUUCAUAAAGAAAAUAAAGUAACACUUUUGUAUGUGGUAUACUUCUGUUUAUUUUAAUAAUAGAGAAUAUUUGGAUGAAUAAUCAGAAUUCUGAGGUGUGUGAGACCAGGUCUUAGUCUAACUUGAAUUACACACACACACAAAAUUGUACAGCAGAAACCUUUUGUUAAUCUUUUUUAAUCCUGAACAACAGCAGGCAGCUCUCACAGUGGUAUAUUUGCAAAUUAAGCAGUUAUGUUUUAAUUAGUCCUAUAGCAUUGGGACAUUCUAAUUCAUGUAUUCAGUGGAGUAAUGGAACUGGCUUUGAAGUAGAAGUCCUUUGUUAAAGCUGUAGGUCCAUUCAGCUCUUCAGUAAGUCUUGAAUUGAGCACAGCUCUGAAAUUCUUAAUAUAUAACUAAGAAUUAAUAAUCUAUUGUUAUUAAUAAUAGGGUGGUUAACUAGGAUUCCUCAGUGUAUUCAUAACUGUCUGAAGUGGACAGUGAAAUCCUCUCAGUAAAUCUGAUUUAACACAUAGGCCUGUUGUUUCAGACUGGCUUAGAAUGUUUUCUUUGUUCUGUUUGUUUUCAAAUGAGACUUGGAAUGGAAGCAGGACUACAACUAGGAGGGCAUGAGUUGAAACACUUAAGGCUUUACAUUGAAACUAAUGACAAAACUAUCUUUGAAAGUUAAAUCUUGUUAAAGGUUUGUCUAUGUACUUAAAAGAGAAAAGCACUUUAUUUGAAGGGCUUUCAUUGAAUCUUAGUGCACUGGUAGCAGUGAAAGUAAUGUGUGAUUAUCAUCAGCUUUUUUUGCUUGCAAAACCAGUUGUAUUGAGUGUUAAAAUAGGCUGGAUACUACUUACAUGUGGGGGAGAUACUCACAUCACAUAAAAGUCAGUAAGAUUUAGGUAAAACCAUUCACGCUUCUGAAAAGAAAUCUAUUUUAACGUUUCUAAAAUCAGUAAAGCCAUCUUCUGAAACUUAAAAGGGAUCUCAGCAGGUUAGUUAUACCUCCUGGUUUGUUUCCAUUUGACACAGUAUGGACUUAAAAAAAAAAAAAAAAAAAAACACCAAAACUUUUUAUACAUUCAAGCCAAGAACUUAAGACUUGAAUAAUGAGGAAGGAGCGACUUCCUAUUUCAUGCUAUAAAUCAGCACUUUCAGUUCAGGGUUUUAGUCCCACUGUAUUUCUCCUUUGCACAAAUAAACUGUCAAAAAAGUAUUAUUAUUUAUCUGACUUUAUUUUUCCAAUAGCAAGUAGCUUCAGAGGAUUUACCCAGCUGGGAUUAGAAUCACAGAGAGGCUGACAGCUACGCUUUGGUCCUGGGGCAGUGAUUUUUGAUACCACUUGCAGCUUCUUGUUAUUCCUCAGUAAGGGACUUACUUAGAAAGAAAUAAGGGAGAGAUGCAAGUAAAAUGGGAUGAUAGUGUUUAAGGGACAA